Messenger RNA from Knipowitschia caucasica, 1017 nucleotides. NCBI's taxonomy places the organism in Eukaryota, Metazoa, Chordata, Actinopteri, Gobiiformes, Gobiidae. The record is from the annotation of a GenBank genome assembly.
AUGAGCAUGUUGUGCAGAUCGGCGCCAAUCCGCAGCUGUGCGGCAAGGCUGGGUCUCUCCCUGGGUGUGGCGGGCGUGGCGCGUGCGGCGGGCGUGGCCCGGCAGAAACACACUCUCCCAGAUCUCAGUUAUGACUACGGCGCCCUGGAGCCGCACAUCUGUGCAGAGAUCAUGCAGCUGCACCACAGUAAACAUCACGCCACAUACGUCAGUAACCUUAACGUGACCGAGGAGAAGUACACGGAGGCCCUGGCCAAGGGAGACGUGUCCCUGCAGGUGGCGCUGCAGCCUGCGCUCAAGUUCAACGGUGGCGGGCACCUCAACCACAGCAUCUUCUGGACCAACCUGUCCCCAAGCGGAGGAGGGGAGCCUCAAGGGGCGCUGAAGGAUGCGAUCCAGAGAGACUUCGGGUCGUUCCAGAACCUGCAGCAGCGCAUGUCUGCAGCCACUGUGGCCGUGCAGGGCUCCGGCUGGGGCUGGCUCGGCUACGACACGGAGAGCGGGAGGCUGCGCAUCGCUGCGUGUGCCAACCAGGACCCCCUGCAGGCCACCACCGGCCUGGUCCCUCUGCUGGGCAUCGAUGUGUGGGAACACGCCUACUACCUUCAGUACAAAAACGUGCGUCCAGAUUAUGUCAAGGCCAUUUGGAACGUCAUCAACUGGGAGAACGUCAGCGACAGACUCAAAGCAGCUCAGAAGGACCAGAGUCUGCUCUGUGUGGCUCACAGGGACCAGAGUCUGCUCUGUGUGGCUCACAGGGACCAGAGUCUGCUCUGUGUGGCUCACAGGGACCAGAGUCUGCUCUGUGUGGCUCACAGGGACCAGAGUCUGCUCUGUGUGGCUCACAGGGACCAGAGUCUGCUCUGUGUGGCUCACAGGGACCAGAGUCUGCUCUGUGUGGCUCACAGGGACCAGAGUCUGCUCUGUGUGGCUCACAGGGACCAGAGUCUGCUCUGUGUCUUUGAUGAAGCACAAAUACAGACUCGUUUCCCUCUGAAGUGGAGCUCGUACCUGUAA